AUGAUCUACUGCAAACCUGGCGCUCAGCACCAUUUCUCCCAGUCCAGGCUUGAUGCAAAUGGUCAGACGAAUGCUGCGCAUCUCACUGCUUGGCUCCCUCACGGCCGCGCACACAACACAAUCCUCCUCACCCAUCACAAAACUCCCCUACCACCGCCUCGACUCUCCUCCCCCAACGCCCCGUAUGGUCCCCAAGCCCACCCCCGUCGGGACUGUCGCCGCCAUGCCCACAUCGCCGGCCCGGACACCGGCCUCCGUCCCGCCAGCCUCCUCCCAUCCUCCCAACACGAGCGCCUCCUUCUCGAGCUCCUCCCCUUCAAAGACACCACCAAGUUCCACGACUGGCUCGACAGCAACUUUGUCCGCGGGCCCUGGAACGAAUUCAACGCAGACUUCCUCUCCCGCGCCAUCGCCGACGCCGCCGCGGCGGGCGUAGUGGGUCCCACCGGCCUCCCGGCCGGUCCCAGCGCCGUGCCGGAGCCGGAGAAAGUCCGCACGGCCCAGGCGGCGCGGGAGGCGCUCAACGCCCGCAAGGUCAAGUUCGUCGUCUACCGCCCGGACAAGAGCGCGUGGACGGCCGAGGACCACCACGUGCGCUUCAUCGUCACGCUCGUCGCGGACAAUAUGCUGCAGAACCUGUGGUACGAGUCCGAGUGGAAGAAGAAGGGGCUUGACAUUGCCAAGGCGGCGUAUGAGGUGCUCAUCUUCCUCAAGGCGACCAUGGUGUACGCAGACCCGAACCCGCCGAGUUACUCGGCAUGA
Messenger RNA from Colletotrichum godetiae, 762 nucleotides. RefSeq lists its product as uncharacterized. Lineage: Eukaryota; Fungi; Ascomycota; Sordariomycetes; Glomerellales; Glomerellaceae. The coding region runs from base 1 to 762 and encodes 253 amino acids. The record is from RefSeq and is a predicted model, not a curated record. The transcript is spliced from 2 exons.